AUGUCGUUCACAACCCCAUCCUACCAGCAUCUCUAUCCAUCACCACCCUCGACACCUCAAUCCCACCGCCCAGUCCCCCCACCUCUCAUGGUCACCCCACCCUCUCAGUUCUCCACACCACUCUCUUCGCCGACCUUGACCCCGGCACAUUGUCUCGCACCUCUCCACCCUCUGGACUUUAGCCCUCUUACGCCACCCGCCCCGAUCACCCCUCCCUCAUCUCAAUUCCGCUCCAGCAUCUUCGCCAUGGCUACCUCCGCCCUCCACCCACGCGUCUACUCCCGGUCUGACUCGAUGGACUGUCAGGCAGAAGCGGGGCCGAGCAACCACAGGCGGUCGAGGUCUAGGGAAUUCUGGUCGAAUCUGGGAUUUUCAGGAGGCGGACAGAAGAUGCAGCGGAAGGAGGAUGUACAGGAUGACCGCAUGGACUUGGAUGAGCCUACUGCGCCUAUCUCUGUUGUGCUCCCACCUUCGCUUCCUACCUGCACCCUCGCUGCCGCGUUCCAGUGCUCAGACACCAACGCCGACAUUCCACCCGCAUUCUACCCCGGCCAAGCCAUUCCGACUAUCCUCACCUUCCAGCUCGACCGGUACUCAUCUCUCCCCCACGCCCUCAAUCCUACUCUCACCAUGUCCCUGGUCGGUACCCUUCACACCCCUCACUCCGCUCCUCGAACCAUCAUCUGCGUCUCGGUUUCACUGGCGGAAGGGCUCGCACUAUGGGCGCGGGAUGCCACCUCGGCCUACGCGGAUCGGGUGGGGCGGGAAGAUGUACCGGACGUCUCGGUCGGUCUACCCGGCGGUACCUACUCUCUUCCCCUCACGGUUCAGGUCCCCUCCACCCCCCGUCUUCCCCCAAGCUACUCUGUUCCCGGAGCCAGCUUCGCGGUCACCUACGCGCUCACUGUCACUCUCACGUGCGACGACUGCCAUCGUCCGGGCAACCGGGUCGUCCUCGCCGAAGCGGCAAGACCGUUUGAGAUGAUGCCGGACACAAUGCCAACCCGCGCGCCUCGCUUCACCCCGCAGACGUUCUGGGUACGGAUGGACAAUGAGUCUGCUCCCGGUGCCAUGGGCGUCAAGGGGACUACACGCCGGCCCAACCACCGCUGGACCGUCUCUCCCGAACUCCCCACCACCGCCUUUUCGCCCACCUCCAACAUUCCUCUCAAGCUCGGCUUGAAACCACCAACCGAGGGUACCGGCCAGGCAUACCAGGUCUUGAUCCGGUUAUCGUUGCUCAGGCGGGAGCACUCCUCCCUGGUGACCAACGUCCCGGUGGAUCCCGCUACGCAGAUGGCGCUGGUGUCGGAGACCGAGGUGUCGGUGCGGUGGGGCUGGAUCACCUGCACCGACCAGGAUGGGGAUAUCACUCUGGACAAUGUCGACCUCCCCAUCACCCUCCCCGGCAAGUCAUGGCGUCAUGGGUACUCCACUCACCUCAAUGUCGGGUCCGCAGGUGGUGACGCCAACAACACCAGCAUCUCGGUCUCAUCUACCUUCCAUCUCUGCUGCACCCUCGCCUUCCUCCCCAUCUCCGACAUCUCCUCACCUGUCCUCGACCGGUUUCUCCCUCAAUCCGCACUCGACAUUCUGCCCCCGCAAGGCGUCUUCACCGCGGUCGAGCCUGGAUCCCCCUUCUCCUCCCUGCCAAUGGCGUACAUCAAGCGCACCUGGCCAGGAACGAUCAAGACCCUUCCCCUCCCGGUCGUCAUCGGAUCAGUAUCGGAGCCGCGCGGCGCUAUGCACACGACGAGGUGGUCGGACCUCAUGCUCAGCGGUUCGGGCGAGACGGAGACGGGGAGGAUGAUUCACGGCGAGGGGGUCAGCUGCGAGGAUGGGUGGAUCGUGCCGCCUCCAGAUUACUUGGAGGCGUGUGGAGUGGUACCAUAUAUCUAUGCGUAG
Molecule: messenger RNA, 1905 nt
Organism: Dioszegia hungarica
Lineage: Eukaryota; Fungi; Basidiomycota; Tremellomycetes; Tremellales; Bulleribasidiaceae
Exons: 2
Coding region: 1-1905 (634 amino acids)
Source: RefSeq, a predicted model, not a curated record